AUAGGGUCAAAGUGAAAUCUUCCUUUUUCAUAUAGAGGGAGGAAAAAAAUACAGUUCACAUAGUUCAUAAACCAGAUCAUUAAUAGGUUAAUUAAAAAGAAAAAAGAUCAAAAACACAGCCGUGUUUUAUUUUGGUUGACAAUUGGUUUAGAGGGAGUACCAUGAAGAGAAAGCCUUACUUUUAUUCUGUGUUAGAAUAAAAGGCCUGACUAGAUACAGAAGAUGAGAAUCAGUGUUCCCAUCUUGUCAUAACUCCAAACUAGUUCUAUAUCAAUUGUAUAAAAUGCUGUUCUAAGAUCAGCAAAGAAAGCAAAUAAGCUGUAGAUUAUAGCAUAAACAGAUACAGUGCAGCUUGGAGAAUGACAGUCUCAGUCAUCCUUAUAUUAAAAUUUAUUAAAAAUAAAAGGAAUUACUUCAGUACAUGCAUAAAUAAUACGUUACACCAUAAGCUCAAAACUGAUUUAUAUCAAGAGUUGCAGAUUAGUUCCACAGAAAAAAUAAUGUGAAAGAAAUAAUAGAUAACCACAAGGACAACAGAUCAAAAUAAAGCAGAAUCCAAUAUUUGUAUAUAAAUAUGUGUGUACAUAUUUAAUUUAUAUAGCCAUGAAAUAGAUCCCAAUUUACAAAAGAGUUUCUAAGAAUAUAGCAUUCAAGUAAUUCUUUGUUCUUAGAUUUGAAUAUGGAUGUAAGAAUGAAGAAAGAUGACCUUACGAGGACGAUUACAUUUACGCCACCAUUGUAUAAGCAACGCUACCACUUUAUUAAGCAGUUGGUGAAUAAGCAUAAACCUAAAAAGGUGGCAGAUUUGGGAUGUGCUGAUUGUAGACUACUCUGGAUGCUGAAAUUCUGCAAUUGUAUUGAAGUGCUUGUUGGGCUAGAUAUCAAUGAAGAGGUGAUGAAGGAAAAAAUGCAUACUCUGUCUCCCCUUCCUUGUGACUAUCUUCUGCCAAGUGAAAGACCGCUGACAGUUACUCUCCUUCAGGGUUCUGUUGCUCACAAAGAUCCUUGUAUGUUGGGCUUUGAUAUGGUAACAUGCAUUGAAUUAAUAGAACACCUAGAGGCAAAAGAGUUGGAGAAAUUUCCAGAAGUAGUAUUUGGUUUCAUGUCUCCAGCCAUGAUUGUAAUAAGCACACCAAACUCAGAGUUCAAUUAUUUACUUCAAACUGUAUCAUUAUUUAGACAUCCAGAUCAUAAAUUUGAAUGGAAUCGAGCACAAUUUCAGAGCUGGGCUCUUGAUGCUGCUGUUCAUUAUGAUUAUACAGUAGAAUUUACUGGAGUAGGAGCGCCACCUCAUGGGAAAGAUGUUGGAUUUUGUACACAAAUUGGUGUGUUUGUAAGAAAAAAACUAAGAAAUGUUGAGCCUGAGAGAUUUGAGAAAAAUCAGAGAAGUGUUUAUAAAACUGUUUUCAAAGCUGUAUAUCCAAGCCUUAAAGAAGAAAAGUAUUUGCAGAAUGCAGUGGUCAAUGAAGUUGUUCGAGCAGCAGAAAUAAUUGCAAGGAGACAACUGGACUACAGAAAAUCUGAAUCUAAAAAGCACCACGAUGAUCUUACUGGAACAGAAUCCCGAUCUCAGCAAUCUUGUUUCCUGAAGCAUUUGGACGAUUUUUCUUUCUCUGAAGCUGAUAGUAAAAAUAUGCAGCCACUGGUUAGGGGAAACAUUAUCUAUGUGCCUCUUGCAAAAAUCUUUUCUUUUUCUAAAGUGAAUCAACUUUGUGGUACCUUUGAAACACUUAAAAAUCUCAUAACUGGCAAAGUUACACUAAGCCAUGAUGGAUCUGCAGUGAUGAUUGAGAUAGAAUAUGAAGAUGAACAGCAGGAUAGUGAUAAUAAUUAAAAAUAACUGCUCCUGUCAUUAACAGAAUAAGGAGGCUAGUAAUUGAAAUCCUGGUAAUUGCUGGUUUAAAAAAUUUGACUUUAAUACUAUAAUCAGAUGUUACAUUUUUGCAUUAAAUUGGAUUAUAGUUGGUUGAGUAACUUCUUAGUGUCCAAGGGUGGCACUUGGUUUUGUUUUUCAGCUGAGGAAAGCAGUCUAUUCCCAUGAUGCCUUUGCCCACAAAGUGGGUGAGGCAAUGUUAUACUAGACAGUACUUAAGGUGG
Messenger RNA from Candoia aspera, 2097 nucleotides. It is a transcript of the gene HENMT1, whose product is annotated as HEN methyltransferase 1. Gene Ontology annotation, biological process: piRNA processing; siRNA processing; RNA methylation. Gene Ontology annotation, molecular function: O-methyltransferase activity; RNA methyltransferase activity. Bases 680 to 1834 code for a protein of 384 amino acids. Gene Ontology annotation, cellular component: nucleus; cytoplasm. The transcript is spliced from 6 exons. The record is from RefSeq and is a predicted model, not a curated record. Lineage: Eukaryota; Metazoa; Chordata; Lepidosauria; Squamata; Candoiidae.